This is a messenger RNA of Manis pentadactyla (Chinese pangolin), 1779 nucleotides long. It is a transcript of the gene PLA1A, whose product is annotated as phospholipase A1 member A. Gene Ontology annotation, molecular function: carboxylic ester hydrolase activity; lipase activity. Lineage: Eukaryota; Metazoa; Chordata; Mammalia; Pholidota; Manidae. The record is from RefSeq and is a predicted model, not a curated record. Gene Ontology annotation, biological process: lipid metabolic process. The coding region runs from base 106 to 1476 and encodes 456 amino acids. The transcript is spliced from 11 exons.
GGUGUUUGGUGUUCAAAACACUGAGCACUGUGAGAGGCUGGGUCAUACGAUCUCUUUGACAUUAGGGGUCCGCUUCGUCCCCAUUCUGAGACUUGCUGCUCAGCGAUGCCCCCAGGCCUCGGAGAGAGAGGCUCCUGGUUACUGGGGCUCCUGCUGUGGCUCAGCGUUGUAAAUGCAGGAGAUACACCUCCGCCCCCACAGACAAAGUGCACUGACUUCCAGAAUGCUAAUCUCCUCCGAGGCACCAACCUCAAAGUCCAGUUUCUCCUCUUCACCCCUUUGGAUCCUAGCUGUGGGCAGCUAGUGGAAAAAAGCAGUGACCUCCAGGACUCUAGGUUCAAUGCAACUCUGGGAACCAAACUGAUUAUCCAUGGAUUCAGGGCUUUAGGAACAAAGCCUUCCUGGAUCAAUAAAUUCAUUGGCGCUCUUCUGCAGGCAGCAGGUGCUAACGUGAUUGCUGUGGACUGGGUUUAUGGCUCUACAGGUGCCUACUUCUCAGCAGUGGAAAAUGUGGUUAAGCUGGCUCUUGAGAUCUCCCGUUUUCUCAGUAAACUCCUGGUGUUGGGUGUGUCGGAGUCCUCAAUCCACAUCAUUGGUGUCAGCCUGGGGGCCCAUGUUGGGGGCAUGGUGGGACAUUUUUAUAAAGGCCAGUUGGGACAGAUUACAGGUCUGGACCCCGCUGGACCAGAGUACACCAGAGCCAGCCUGGAGGAGCGCCUGGACGCUGGAGAUGCCCUCUUUGUGGAAGCCAUCCACACAGACACUGACAAUUUGGGUAUUCGGAUUCCUGUUGGACAUGUGGACUACUUUGUCAAUGGAGGCCAAGACCAACCUGGCUGUCCCACCUUCAUUCAUGCAGGCUAUGAUUAUGUGAUUUGUGAUCACAUGAGGGCCGUGCACCUCUACAUCAGUGCCCUGGAGAAUUCCUGUCUGCUGAUGGCCUUUCCCUGUGCCAGCUACAAGGCCUUUCUUGCUGGACACUGUCUGGAUUGUUUUAACCCUUUUCUGCUUUCCUGUCCGAGGAUCGGGCUGGUGGAACAAAGCGGUGUCAGGAUAGAGCCUCUUCCCAGGGAAGUGAGAGUCUACCUCCUGACCACUUCCAGGGCUCCGUACUGUGUGCAUCACAGCCUCGUGGAGUUUCACUUGGAGGAGCGAAGAAACAAGGACACCAACAUUGUGGUCACCUUCCUCAGCAGCAAUGUCACCUCCUCGGGCAAGAUCACCAUACCUAGACAGCGGCUGCAGGGGCGAGGAGUCAUAGCUCACACCAACCCUCAGUGCCAGAUAAACCAAGUAAAACUCAAGUUCCAGGCUUCCAACCAUGUCUGGAAAAGAGACCGGACUACCAUCGCUGGGCAUUUCUGCACUGCCCCUUUACCCGUCAAUGACAAUAAAAAGAUGAUCUGCUUACCUGAGGCAGUGAAUUUAAAAGCAAGUGUGACUGUUUCUCAUGACCUCAAAAUAACGUGUGAAUAAGCCUGGGCAGGCUACAACUCCUUGGAUUUCAGUUUGAGAGGGGGGUUCAAUUUAUUCUAGGCCAUGACCAAGAAGGAAGGCAAAACUCUUGGUUAUUUCCUCCGUAAGUAGCCACCUUGGAGGGCAGAGAUCUUUGACUUGGCAGAGCUUUGUCACCACUGCCGUCUCAGCCUUCUUACUCACAUUUAGCUACAAUUGUGCCGUAUCCGUGAGCAUCUGUACCUAGUAUUCAAUAGGAACAUAUACAGGGAAAAUGCUUUAAACAUUAAACAUUUUUAAAAAUAAAACUCCAUGAAAUAUCUG